AUGGUCUGCAUGUGGGAUAUCGGUUUUGUGUGCCUGAUGUGGGAUGCUCCUAUCGACAAAGCGAUUUGUUACUCGUUAUUAAAAAAUUUUUCACCAUCAGAUGCGAUUGUUUUUUUUUUCGUUCUGAUACGAUUGUUGCUGAGACUUUAUCAGGUAGAAAUCUCUGGUUCCGGUUUAAGUUAUGAAGAAGCGAGGCAAACAAAGAAACAAAUAUGGAACAUUGGAAACAUCGAACAGUCGGGUUACAAUGUUCAAAACAUAGCAAACGCAAACGUACAAAAACAAAGAAAGCAAGCAGGCAUUCAAGUGCACAUCGUUUCAACUGGAAGAGAACCAAACAACCCCUUCGUGUUUGCAUUACGCUGA
Messenger RNA from Helobdella robusta, 366 nucleotides. RefSeq lists its product as hypothetical. The record is from RefSeq and is a predicted model, not a curated record. NCBI's taxonomy places the organism in Eukaryota, Metazoa, Annelida, Clitellata, Rhynchobdellida, Glossiphoniidae. The transcript has 4 exons. Bases 1 to 366 code for a protein of 121 amino acids.